AUGGCGGAUCGCGGGAAUCCGUUCGGGGAGGUGGACAAUCCGUUCCAGGACCCGGCUGUGGUGGAGCAUCGCCCCGGCAACCAGUACGCCACCCUGGAUGUCUACAACCCCUUCGAUACCCGGGGGAUCCCCUCCCCCGUACCACGAGCAGUCCGCAUCUCCGGCUCCGGCUACUCUUCCUACAGUCCCGGCACAGCCAGCUGCCCCCCCGGGGAAGAAGAGCCAGCCCCCCCGAACCCAAGAACUACGGAUCGUAUGGAACCCAGGAAACACAGAUCCCAGCCACAGCGGAUCUCCUCCGACGUCCAGGAGGAACUGGGGGAUCCCCGGAAAGCGGAGGAGCUGGACCGGCGGGAUCCCUGGUGAUCGGGACCUGCAGAGUGCGGCUCUGGGGGGAUCUGCGGGGAGGCAGAAUAAUUGGCCCCGCUGCCCUCCUUCUGCCCCGUCCAGCCAUGCUUCUACCAGGACAUCGGGGUGGACAUCCCUCAUGACUUCCAGAAGACGGUGAAGAUCAUGUACUACAUGUGGAUGGUCAGUGCGGGGACAUUGCUCCUGAACUUCCUGGCAUGUCUGGCGUGGUUCAUCGUGGACGGAGAUCAGGGCCCCGGGUUCGGAAUGUCCAUCCUGUGGGUUGUCCUCUUCACCCCGUGCUCCUUCAUCUGCUGGUACCGACCUCUCUACAAGGCGUUCAGGAGUGACAGCUCCUUCAACUUCUUCCUCUUCUUCUUCAUCUUCUUCGUUCAGGAUGUUCUCUACGUUCUGCAGGCCAUCGGCAUCCCCGGAUGGGGCUUCAGCGGCUGGAUCGCUGCUUUCACCGCCAUGAAGAAGAGCGUUGGCGUCGCGGUGUUGAUGAUCAUUGUCGCAGCUUUCCUGACCGGGACGGCCGCCAUGGGGAUCGUCAUGCUGAAGCGGGUCCAUUCCAUUUAUCGCCGGACCGGCGCCAGCUUCCAGAAGGCUCAGCAGGAGUUCGCCGCCGGUGUCUUCUCCAACCAAGCCGUGCGCACGGCCGCCACCCAAGCAGCCGCGGGCGCCGCCCACAACGCCUUCCAGCCCCAAUAA
This is a messenger RNA of Staurois parvus, 1059 nucleotides long. The record is from the annotation of a GenBank genome assembly. Lineage: Eukaryota; Metazoa; Chordata; Amphibia; Anura; Ranidae.